Rhagoletis zephyria (snowberry fruit fly) is the source of this 501-nucleotide messenger RNA. Its product is annotated as peroxidasin-like. Gene Ontology annotation, cellular component: extracellular matrix. Gene Ontology annotation, molecular function: protein binding. The record is from RefSeq and is a predicted model, not a curated record. NCBI's taxonomy places the organism in Eukaryota, Metazoa, Arthropoda, Insecta, Diptera, Tephritidae.
AGCGUCGGUCGACUCCUAUUUCAUUGUUAAUUGUUUUCUUCGUGCUAGCUUUGAAACAUAAGAUAAUAUUAUUAUAUAUAUUACUUAUAACCGGGUUUUAGAAUGGGGCAGACGUAUUUAUUUAUAUUAUUUUUGGUCUGCAUCUGUUGCGUGACUACAUUAAGAAUAACACGCAGCUUUUGCCCAAAGGAUUGUAAUUGCUUCGAUCGUACUGUUCGAUGUAUACAUUUAAAUUUGGAAUCUGUUCCUCGGAACAUAAGCAACGAUGUCCAGUUGAUAGAUUUGCGAUAUAAUCAGUUGGAAGACAUACCACCAGGAGUUUUCUCAGGAUUAUCUCACAUUACAACAAUCUAUCUUAACGACAACAGUAUAAGAACAUUAAGUGAAGACGCUUUUGUAGGAGGACUUAUUAACACAAAAGUAAUAUAUUUGGGAAGUAAUAAAAUUGAAUAUAUACCAGUGGGUGCAUUUCAGCCGCUUACAAAUCUCAAAGAAAUGUAA